Messenger RNA from Schistosoma haematobium, 4917 nucleotides. It is a transcript of the gene STAG1, whose product is annotated as Cohesin subunit SA-1. Gene Ontology annotation, molecular function: chromatin binding. The transcript has 19 exons. Gene Ontology annotation, biological process: sister chromatid cohesion. The coding region runs from base 620 to 4273 and encodes 1217 amino acids. Gene Ontology annotation, cellular component: chromatin; nucleus; cohesin complex. The record is from RefSeq and is a predicted model, not a curated record. Lineage: Eukaryota; Metazoa; Platyhelminthes; Trematoda; Strigeidida; Schistosomatidae.
AAUUCACCAGGGAUCGAUGAAAUCAAACAAUAUGGCUGCGUCCAUGGAUGUAAACCUUCAAAUGGAUCAGUACCAUGCCCAUCACCCUCAUGUCUCUGGUGGUUCACUGUCUUCCCAUCCUAGUUCGGGGCAUCUGCAACACGAGGGUGCUAAUACCCGCCUCCCGAAUCAGUUUGGCAUCCAGUCACAAGGCCAUCAUUUUGGUCAUGUCCAUGACUCGUAUGUCAAUUCGACCCCGUCUGUCCAGCAGAUUUUGAUGCAACAGCAAAUCCAACAUCAGCGGUCAGCUCAUUUCGCUCCUCAAGUAUAUGACAGCAAUGAGCGGUUAACAAAACCACACCCCAAUCACAAUACAAGUCCUCUGAAUCAGGUAAAUCAAAUGCGCAUUCAAAUACCUGCUCACCAACAAAUUCCCCAUCCUUUGCAACCCAAUAAUCCCACUGUCACUUCAAAUCCCCGAUAUUCUCCUAUAGAUCAUCAUGGAUCGCAUCAUUCCCCACCAAUCUCGAAAGAUAGUUACAACACUUCUGCCUAUCAUUUGCAAGACCAGUCACAUGUCCUUACUCAUACAUCUCAUUUACAGCAACCUGUAUAUCCUUAUCAUGGAGAUUCAUCCCAAAUGCAAAAUCCACAGACGACCGCCCACACAACAACUGAAUUAUCCAAUUCUCAGUAUACGGGACAUCACUUAUCCAUGCAAUUAAAUAACAGUGCUUCCGGAGAUAACGAUAUUCACCACUCUGGUAACCAACAUCCUCAUGUUUCUACUGGUUUCCAAGCCCCUCCAGCUCCCUAUGUACCUCCAGCUAAAAAGCGGCGGGGAAGACCCCCAACUCAUCCAACUUUUGAUGUCGGUGCUGGAACCUUACUUGACGAAGACGAGCAUACCCUCUAUGGAGCUAUACGGUCGGGAAGAGUAGCUCCACAAACAGUUGUUGAUGAUUGGAUUGAACAAUAUAAAACAAAUCGUGAACCAGCUAUGUUGGAAUUGAUCCAAUUCUUUAUUUCAUGCAGUGGUUGCAAAGGAAAAGUAACACCGGAAAUGUAUAGCCGCCUGUCACAUGCUGAUAUUAUUCGUCGAAUGACUGAAGAGUUUGAUGAAGACUCGGGUGAAUACCCACUUAUACAAUCAAGCCCAGUUUGGAAACGCUUUCGUUCAAAUUUUGUUGAAUUCAUCCAAGUAUUAAUUCGUCAAUGUCAAUAUAGUAUAAUUUACGAUCAAUGCAUGAUUGAUCAAGUCAUCUCUUUAUUGACAGGCCUUACUGACUCACAGGUUCGGGCGUUUAGACAUACCAGUACAUUGGCUGCUAUGAAAAUGAUGACUGCUCUUGUUGAUGUUGCGCUCAAUGUUAGUAUCAAUAGAGAUAACACACAACGUCAGUAUGAAGCUGAAAGAUCAAAAGUUCAGAAUCGACGUGCUUCUGACAGACUUGAAGUGCUAAUGCAACGUCGACAAGAAUUAGAAGAGAAUAUGGAGGAAGUCAAAAAUAUGCUUGUAUACAUUUUCAAAGGUGUUUUCGUUCAUCGAUACAGGGAUAGCCAGGCAGAAAUACGAACAAUAUGCAUGCAAGAAAUCGGUGUCUGGAUGCGUCGUUAUCCAGCUAUGUUUUUAGACGACAGUUACUUAAAGUAUGUUGGUUGGACACUUUAUGAUAGAAUUGGAGAUGUUCGUCUUCAGUGUCUUCGCGCCUUACAGCCCUUGUAUGAAGAUCCUGCUCUCAUCAAUAGUCUGGAGCUUUUCACUUCUCGUUUUAAAUCACGUCUUGUGGAUAUGACACUUGAUAAAGAGACUGAAGUGGCAGUUCAAGCUGUAAAACUAGUCUCCUGUAUAUUGAAGCAUAGUGACUCAGUACUUGAAGACAAGGAUUGUGAAAAUAUAUAUGAGUUGGUUUAUUGCACUCACAGGCCUUUGGCACAAGCAGCUGGUGAAUUUUUAACUUUAAAACUUUUUGAAGUUGAUUCCCAUGCUCCUCCCACUAGAACCAGAAAAGGUAAAAAACGUAGUGAAAAUACACCACUCAUUCGUGACCUCGUGCAAUUUUUCAUCGAGAGUGAAUUACAUGAACAUGCUACUUAUUUGGUCGAUAGUUUAUGGGAUUUAUGCCCAAUGCUUCGUGAUUGGGAAGCUAUGCUAGAUUUGCUUCUUGAAGAACCAGGUAGAGGUGAGGAACCUAUGGAUGCAAAUCAAGAAACAAGUUUGAUCGAAAUUAUGGUUUGUUGUGUUCGUCAAGCAGCAACGGGGGAAUCACCAGUAGGACGACAGACUGGCGGCCAUCAUUCACAUUCCAAUACCAACUUACUGACUGGCAUGAGUUUACUGGAGACUGGUGGACGCGGUCGAGGUGGUGCAACUACCGGUACAGGGAACAGCGCUGCACCCUCUUCACGUGAAGCUCGUGCCCUGGCCGAAGAACGUAGUCGUAUGACAGAAGCAAUGAUAACUGCUAUACCAGCACUCCUUGCUAAGUAUGGUGAAUCUCCUGAACGAGCUACAAACCUUCUUGCUAUUCCACGACACAUGGAAAUGGAACUCUACACUACGGGCCGACAUGAAAGACAUUUGGAUCUUCUUCUACAAGCUGUUCAGGAUAUUGUAGAACGUCAUACUGAUCCACACACAUUAUUGGCUUGUUCGCGCGUUUACGAAUCGUUGUGUAUUGAUGAAUUAAGCAUUUCUGCAAAGUGUCAAACUGUCCGUGGCACGCUGUUGGAUCGUUUGGUGGAUCUUUAUCGAGAUGCAUUCUUAAACUACUUUAACGAUCAGGGAGAGGAACCCGAUCAGGAUGAUGAGUUUCACUUACUAGCUGCAUUGAAACGAAUCUAUGCGUUUUACGCUUGUCACGAUCUUUCUGGAUUGGAUUUAUGGGAUAGUCUUAUCAGGAUCGCACAAUCCGGAAAUGAUGCCAACGGUGAAAUUGUGGCUCAGGCUGUUAGCUGUUGCUCUAAAGCUCUACUGUGGAACCUUGCUAGAAUAGGAGAGGCUGAUGUCGACAAAACGGAUUUGAACAAACUAAGAAGACAGUUAAAUCUGUAUAUGGACGUUUGUAUUGGCUACCUAGAUCAUUCAUGCAAACGGUUAGCAUCAGAAUCGUUUCUGUCCAUUUGUGAUUUGCUAGUUGUUUUUUCACGUCAUCUUUCCAUUCACUUGCCAAAUCUGAAAUCUAUCAUUUAUACAGCCGACAGGGAUCUAGAACUCAGGUUGACCAAUUUUCUGGAGCAACGGGUUUUCGUUGAUGAUGACGACGAAGAGGAUGAUGAAAAUGUCAAAUUUGAAUCGCUUCACGAAAGGCGUACACAACUAGCUGCAUUUUUUAAACUAGUAAUAUAUAAUUUGAUUCCUAUACGAGCAGCUGCUCCGAUCUACAAAUACUAUAUUCGGUCUUUCAAUGAUUUUGGUGAUAUUAUGAAAUCUACACUGGCCAAAGCUCGUGAAAUCAAUCGCGUGCACACCGCUCGUAUGAUUGCGCAUUGUUUAGAAUUAUGUUAUCUGCAAGUAGAAUCAGCUUCUAAUAAUUGUGUUGAACGUGGUUCUGAAGGUCUUCAAGCUGUAAAGGAACUUGCUAGGCGUCUGAAUCUCAGUUUCGGUCUCGACCUAAUUAAAAUACGCGAAUCUAUGGUUGCCUUUCACUCCGAAGGGAUACAGUUUUGUGUUUCCCGAGCUGCUUCCACAGCUGCUGCAACAGGUCAAACCCCUGGUGUCCCAAGCAAUUUACUUUUCCUUGAAGUUGUCGCUGAAUUCUCAAACAAGCUUCUCAGACAAGAUAAGAAAAGCAUAUAUGAAUAUCUCCGUCGAAUUUUCCCAAAUCCUGUUGGCAGUGAAUGGGCUAGUCUGCAUGCCUAUCGAUCAAGUCUGGAUCCUGACAACACUGAUAGUGCUCCAGGACAUGAUGGAGUUAGUCAUGCUACAAAUCCUCAAGCUGUCAGCAGUUCCAAUCCUGCUCCAGUACAGGGUAACACGGUGGUACCAACAAGUGGACGUGUAGGAUAUGGGGGUAGGGGGCGCGGCAAACGACUCCGAGAUUCUGACUCCUCUCUUCCCGACGCAAAUUUAAAUCCACAGUCCACAAGUACAGCUAUCAAAAAGAAGCGCACCAAUAUCGCGAGUAGUAGCAAAAAUGCAUCUGGAAAUGUUUCUAGUAUGACUGCAGUUGACCCUUCCCGACCUACAUCACCUUCAGAAAUACCCCCCAACAGUGCAGGAUGUGCACCCCACCAUAAUCCUUCGACAUCGAUGACAACUUUAUCUACUCCCGUUCAUCCGUCUAACCAAUAAAUCCAUCCCUAUAAAUUAUUCAGAAGAAAUGAAUUUUAUGGCCGACGCGUCUGUGUGUUUCACCGCUUCGAAAUUAUGCAAUUAUCUAGAAGUGUUUCGUUCAGCGAACAUCUUCAGAUGUUUGUAUCUGUAAAUAUAGACAACUGAUGCUUUAUAUAAUUAUCUUCACACAGAUUAAUCCCAACUGGCUGUAUUAUUCAAAUCCCUUUCCAGAAAAUGUACAUUCUUUUUAGGUUAUCGACUUGAUUAUCACAAUUGUUCACGAACUUAGUUUUUUUCUAUUUGUCUCUCCCUUCUAUACUAAAGCAAGUUGUUUUUGUAUCAUGCGUUUUUUUAAAGCCCUCAUUUUUACUUGAUAUCUAAUUCUCCCCGAAGUUAUUGUAUUUUCAAAUUUUGUUUGUAUACAGUGAUCAGCCAUUAUCAGGCUGGAAGAAUGCUGUGUAGCUCAUUUAAACAAUGUUGUUCAAAAUUGUGCAGAGCAGAACUAUUUUUACACAGAGAACUUGCUAAUAUUAUUAUGUAAAUUGCCUUUUUGUAAAACUAAUCACCUUUAUUAAAUAGUACCGCACUAUUUAGUUUUUUUUUUCAACUAUUUGUCCUCUUUCUUUUUUCGUAUUAAUUUUUUUUCAUGCUAACAACUUUUC